Messenger RNA from Gasterosteus aculeatus aculeatus (three-spined stickleback), 3037 nucleotides. NCBI's taxonomy places the organism in Eukaryota, Metazoa, Chordata, Actinopteri, Perciformes, Gasterosteidae. The record is from RefSeq and is a predicted model, not a curated record.
AUUUUUACUCACCCUUCUUGAAGUCGCCGUAGCUAUAAUUCAAGCCUACGUGUUUGUUCUUCUAUUAACCCUUUACUUACAAGAAAACGUUUAAUGACCCAUCAAGCACACCCCUACCACAUAGUUGACCCUAGCCCUUGACCUUUGACAGGCGCAAUCGCCGCUUUACUAAUGACAUCAGGUUUAGCAACCUGAUUCCACUUCCAAUCCACAACCUUAAUAAGCCUGGGAAUAGCCCUCCUUCUCCUAACGAUAUAUCAGUGAUGACGAGACAUUGUACGGGAAGGCACCUUUCAAGGACACCACACACCCCCAGUACAAAAAGGCCUUCGCUACGGUAUAAUUCUAUUCAUUACUUCUGAAGUUUUCUUUUUCCUAGGGUUUUUCUGAGCUUUUUACCACGCUAGUCUUGCCCCUACACCAGAACUCGGAGGUUGCUGACCUCCAACCGGUAUUACUACCCUAGACCCCUUUGAAGUCCCUCUUCUAAACACUGCAGUUCUUCUUGCAUCUGGAGUUACAGUUACAUGAGCCCACCAUAGCAUUAUAGAAGGUGAACGUAAACAAACCAUUCAAUCCCUCGCCUUAACUAUUCUUCUUGGGUUCUACUUCACCUUUCUUCAAGGCAUGGAGUACUAUGAAGCCCCCUUUACAAUUGCAGACGGGGUUUAUGGCUCUUCCUUCUUUGUUGCCACAGGCUUUCAUGGUCUACAUGUCAUUAUUGGCUCUUCAUUUUUAGCUGUUUGUUUCCUACGUCAAAUUCGUCAUCACUUCACAGCUGAGCACCACUUCGGAUUCGAGGCAGCUGCUUGAUACUGACAUUUCGUAGACGUUGUGUGACUUUUCCUAUAUAUCUCUAUCUACUGAUGAGGAUCUUAAUCUUUCUAGUACAGCUUAGUAUAAGUGACUUCCAAUCACCCGGUCUUGGUUAAAAUCCAAGGAAAGAUAAUGAACUUAGUAACAACUGUGGUCUCAAUUACAGCCGCACUUUCUGUCGUAUUAGCCCUGGUAUCCUUCUGACUACCACAAAUAACCCCUGACCAUGAAAAACUCUCCCCUUAUGAAUGUGGCUUUGACCCUCUAGGCUCCGCCCGUCUUCCUUUCUCCCUACGAUUCUUCCUAGUGGCUAUCCUUUUCCUCCUCUUUGACCUAGAAAUUGCCCUUCUCCUUCCAUUACCAUGGGGAGACCAAUUAGCCUCCCCCCUUUUUACAUUUUUGUGAGCAACAGCAGUUCUUACCCUCCUAACAUUAGGUCUCAUCUACGAGUGAAUGCAAGGAGGCCUAGAAUGAGCUGAAUAGGAAGUUAGUUUAAGAAAAACCUUUGAUUUCGGCUCAAAAACUUGUGGUUAAAGUCCACAACUGCCUAAUGACUCCUGUUCACUUUGCUUUCUCUUCGGCUUUCAUAUUGGGCCUUACUGGCCUGGCCUUUCAUCGAACCCACCUACUAUCCGCCCUUCUCUGCCUUGAAGGAAUAAUAUUAUCUUUAUUUAUUGCCCUAUCUCUCUGAACCCUACAAUUAGACUCAACAAACUUCUCGGGGGCCCCUAUGCUUCUUCUGGCCUUCUCAGCUUGUGAAGCAAGUGCAGGUCUUGCCCUUCUAGUCGCUGCUGCACGAACACAUGGGACAGAUCACCUCCAAAACCUCAACCUGCUACAAUGCUAAAAAUUCUAAUUCCAACCCUUAUGCUAAUCCCAACGACAUGACUAACAAAACCAAACUGACUGUGACCUUCAACACUAGCCCACAGCCUUCUCAUCGCCGUGUUUAGCUUAACAUGAUUUGCUAACAUAAGUGAAACGGGCUGAACUAGCCUUAACUAUUACCUGGCCACCGACUCCCUAUCAACCCCACUUCUUGUUCUCACUUGCUGAUUGCUCCCACUCAUAAUUAUUGCUAGUCAAAACCACACAGCUGCUGAACCCUGCAAUCGCCAACGAGUUUAUAUUACCCUACUAACAUCCCUCCAAAUUUUCCUUAUCCUAGCAUUUGGCGCUACUGAGAUCAUCAUGUUCUACGUCAUGUUCGAAGCCACUCUAAUCCCCACCCUUGUAAUUAUUACACGAUGAGGGAACCAAACAGAACGUCUAAACGCAGGUGUAUAUUUUCUAUUUUAUACCCUCGCAGGCUCCUUACCCCUUCUCGUUGCCCUUCUUCUACUUCAGAACAGCGCGGGAACGCUAUCCUUAUUAACCAUCCAAUACUCAGACCCCUUUCAUCUUUCUACUUUCGCGGACAAACUAUGGUGAGCAAGUUGCCUUCUCGCAUUCCUUGUAAAAAUGCCAUUGUACGGAGUACAUCUUUGGCUCCCAAAAGCACAUGUAGAGGCCCCAGUUGCUGGUUCUAUAAUUCUGGCUGCCGUACUUCUAAAACUUGGGGGUUACGGAAUAAUCCGCAUAAUUCCCAUCCUUGACCCUUUAACCAAAGAAUUAGGUUACCCCUUCAUCAUCUUUGCCCUCUGGGGGGUGGUAAUAACCGGGUCUAUUUGCCUCCGGCAAACAGACCUAAAAUCACUAAUCGCCUACUCUUCAGUCAGUCACAUAGGUCUAGUUGUAGCAGCUAUUCUUAUUCAAACCCCCUGAAGCUUGUCUGGUGCUUUAAUUCUUAUAAUUGCCCACGGACUUGCAUCCUCCGCUCUCUUUUGCCUGGCUAACACAAACUAUGAACGGACACACAGCCGUACAUUAUUACUAGGUCGAGGACUGCAAAUAGCCCUCCCUCUAAUAACAACAUGAUGGUUCAUUGCAAGCCUUGCAAACCUUGGAUUACCCCCACUUCCAAACCUUAUAGGAGAAUUAAUAAUUAUUACUUCACUAUUUAGUUGGUCCUGAUGAACUCUCGCCCUAACUGGCGCAGGCACUUUAAUUACUGUCAGCUACUCUCUUUAUAUGUUCAUUAUAACUCAGCGGGGACCUCUUCCCGCACAUAUAAUUGCUUUAGACCCCUCCCACACUCGGGAACACCUAAUCAUGGCCCUACACCUUAUCCCCCUCCUUCUGCUUGUACUUAAGCCCGAAUUGGUCUGAGGCUGAGCCACAU